AUGUCUCAGGACAAUCAAGGCACAAACAAUCCUCUUGAUCCGGAAGUGUUAUUAUCAACACUUGAAAGUAUUCAACUUACGAAUGCCAAACAAGAGACCCUGGAAACUGUUCAACUUCGAUCCGGUCAGGAUGCUUUGGCGGCCAUGUUUCAUACUAUAAUGCAUUCCUUGGGUUUUCGACUGGUCGGACUUGGCGAAAGGGACGAACCUGGGGAUAAUAUAAAUAGAGACAGUGAGGGUAAUAUAAUAGGACUUCCGGAAACAUGGAAUUUACAUGGACCACAAUUAUACGCAUUUCGUUACAAGCACAAUCAAUCUUCGAUAACAUUUUUAAUCAAAUGCAUUUCGUUGGGCAAUAACUUUAUGGUCCAUGCAAUGGGAAUUGAGGAGAAUGAAGAAACUUCUAUUAAACCAACCUCUCUUGAAUUGGUCACGAGAGAUUAUACCCCCGUUUCCGCUUUUCCCUAUAUAGUCAACAAUCAAAAUUCCGAGCAGCUCGUGAACAUUUUUAUAUCAAAAAAUCGCAUCAAGGAUUUGGUCAGCCUUUACAAAAUUAACAUAGUUCAGAAAUUGAUACCGAACUUGUUCAAACCAGGCUAUGAGGAAACGAGUGCGACAACUACUAGUCGGUAUAACGACAGAUACCCACAGCAUGAUACAAACGAUCCACUGCGCAUUCCUUUACGUCGACCUCAGCACUUCCAGCCACCUAUUUUUGGCGAUCCUUAUGGUGGCGAUGAACCAUUAAAUUAUAAUCCUCUGAGUGUUGGACGAAACGACCUUGAUCCACUUGGUUCAAAUCCAAUUUUGGGGCCGCCAAGAUUCGGCGGCGGCGGUAUUCAACCUUUUGGUGGUCCUAGUCGAGGUGGUGGAUCGAUUAUGGGACCUGAUCAUCCGAUAUUUGAUCCACGAGUCCCGGAUCGAAACAGUGGCGGCAUUCGUGGUGGACCGCAAUUUCUACCUAGCGGAGCUGUCCCGCCUGGUGCAAGGUACGAUCCUGUUGGACCGUUCGGUCCUUUAUCAGGCCGUGGUGGUGGUAGAUUUCCAAGUGGUGAACCGAAUAAUGAUGAAUUACCACCUCCGGGUUACAACGACAUGUUUAUGUGA
This is a messenger RNA of Acaulospora morrowiae, 1107 nucleotides long. Lineage: Eukaryota; Fungi; Glomeromycota; Glomeromycetes; Diversisporales; Acaulosporaceae. The record is from the annotation of a GenBank genome assembly.